Molecule: messenger RNA, 3368 nt
Organism: Cygnus olor (mute swan)
Lineage: Eukaryota; Metazoa; Chordata; Aves; Anseriformes; Anatidae
Gene: SHQ1
Product: SHQ1, H/ACA ribonucleoprotein assembly factor
Exons: 13
Coding region: 992-2821 (609 amino acids)
Biological process (GO): box H/ACA snoRNP assembly
Cellular component (GO): cytoplasm; nucleoplasm
Source: RefSeq, a predicted model, not a curated record
UGCCUCUAUUCACACGGACAAUCUGGUUCACAUCUGCCCGCUCUCCUGCGAGACACUUACGGAACUGGGCAUCCUGUUCCAGCAGUACUUGUGGGACUGAUCUUCUGUGUUUUCCUGCUCCCCUGCGCUGCUCUGCAUUUCAGCUUUUGAAAUCACUUUAUCCUUAAUACCUUAAUUCGAAUUACAUUAGGCCCAAACCUUCCAUUCCUACUCAGUUCUCAGCUUCCCUCUUUCCAGAGGUAUUUCUUCUCACUAGGUGCUGUACUUAUACAUACAAGCAGUUAUAUUCUGAGCCGUGGCACUGAAUUUACUUUCAGCAGUCUGUUGUAUUUAAGGAUCAGUAUCUGGCCAUGUCCGAUGCCAACACUUUCAGCUAUCCCUGCGGUGAUCGGAGGAAAGCGCUGGGGUGAUGGGGGCAGCCUUCCCCCCACAGCACCCCAUCCUCUGAGAAGGAUUUUGCCAGAUUUGUAAGGCUUGCGGUGACAGUAGUUGAGGCUUAGGGCCUUAACAACAUCAAAUACUGCUUUCACUUGUUGAGACCGUUUACACAACCCCAGAACCAGGACGCCAGGGGCACUAAACCACCACAGUCAGUGCCGUGGCUUCUCUACGGAGAAGGGGGGGUGAGCCUGCGCCAUGCUGUGAGGGGAAAACCGAGCCCAGGGCCAGCAGGGGACCCCUCGCAUCCCUUCCAGCGCCCUCCUCCGACGGCGUGCAGCGGGCCGGAGGCGGCCUGGUAAGGACAGCCCUGUGAGGGACGGGCUUGUGGGGCCUGUAGGGGCCGGUUCUGUGCGAGGCCGCCCCUCAAGGCGGAGCUGCCGCCCGGGCCCGCACAUGCGCUGCCGCCACAGCUCGGCACAGGCGGCCUCGGGUAUGGUGCUCUUUGGCUGAAUCUUCAGGCGGAACUGACAUUGAACUGCUUCCUCAGGAUUGCUGAAACUGAUCAAAAUAGGCCGUAUAGUCAGUGGUUGCUUUGCCUGCGGCAUUCAUCAUGAUAACUCCAGCUUUUGAGCUGAGCCAGGAUCCGGAUUUUCUUACAAUAAUCAUUGAAGUACCUUAUGCGAGAGCUUCAGAGUUCGACUUGUAUUUUGAAGGGGAAGAUUUUAAAUUUUAUUCUAAGCCUUACUUUCUCAGGUUGACGCUUCCUGGAAGAAUUGUGGAAGAUGGCAGAGAAAAAGCAUCUUACAAUGCAGACAAACGGACCUUGACAAUUCGAUUACCUAAGGAGAGUCCUGGGCAGUAUUUUGAAGGACUGGAUAUGGUGACAUCCCUUUUAGCACCAAAAAAAUCAAGAUCAGCAAAACGUUUAGUGGAGGAGAUAGGUGCCUCUGCUGCGUUGUCGGAGGAGGAGGAGGAAGAAGAAUUUGAAUGGGAAAUAGAGCAGACCCCUUAUGAAGAAACUGCAGAAAGCUUUCCACCACUACAGUACUGCUAUGGAUUUGGGAAUUUGCGUUCGGGGGUGUUCCAGCGGCUGCAGGACGAACUCAGUGAUGUUGUAGACAUUAAGGAUCCAGACAGAACUCCAGUAUGUGAACGUAGGAAGAAACGCCUGGCAGCAGAAGCUGCCAAGUUCGAUCCUGAUCAUUACCUAGCUGACUCUUUUGAAGAUGAAGCUAUUCAGCAUGUUUUGAAAUACAAACCGUGGUGGGUUGAGGCUCAUGAAAAAAUGACAGCCUUGCAGGGAGAAAGUCAUCAGAAACACGACAGCAAUACAUUAGUUGUCUUCACUGAAGAAGAGAGAGAGCAGCUGAGAAGGUUCACAAAUAAAUCCUAUCUUCUGGAUAAAAGAAGCCGUCAUCACGUGUAUCUGAGUUUAAUUGAUAUCCUUCUGGCAUAUUGCUAUGACAUCUGUAUCAACGAAGGAGACCAAAAUGUUGAAUCAUCUUGGAAUGUCAGGAAACUGAGUGCAACAUUGUGCUGGCUGGAGUGUUUCUAUGACAUUCAUGAUGUUCUGGUAUGUUUUGGAAGAAGAGUGCUGUGCUAUCCACUGCACAGACAUUUCGACUUGGUGACACGUGCCUUGAAUGAUACAGUCAUGAUACUACAACUAGGAAGAGCUGCGGUUCUGAAGUGUCUGCUGGACAUUCACAAGAUUUUUAGGGAGAGCGACCCUGCCUACCUCCUUAAUGAUCUCUUCAUUACAGACUACUGCGUCUGGAUUCAAAAAACCAAGUCAAAAAAGUUGGCUGCACUUUCUGAAUCCUUGCAGAAAACCUCACUGGCUAAGUCCCACCUCGGAUUUGAGCUGGAAGAGCUGGAAGCAGCAGCGCGGCUGGUGCAAGAAGAGGAGAGACAGUUAAAAGCUGCUGCAGCAGUUUCCAGGCAACAGCUGCCUUCCUCUGAGUCGGAGACAAGUGACUCUGAAGAAUCGAGCAGCACUUCAUCUGAGACAGAAGGCUCUGAUUCAGAUGAGCAAGAGUCCUCAGCCGAUGAAGAUGGGAAAAUAAAUUCUUCACAAGGCGUGCUUCAAGAGGAGGGGACAGCUCCACUUAUUGACUGUAAUGGAUUAAGGCAAGACGCAAACACUUCGAUGGUUGAGGUUAGCGAUGAAAAAUCAAAGGCUUCUUUGCAAUCUACGUCUGUUCCUGGAAAAUUGAUAGAAGAAUUAGAAAAACAAAUGCACACUGCAAUUAGUCUUUCAGAACAGCCCAAAGAACUGGCUGCUGCAAGUUGCUUUGCUUUACGGGAACAAGAAGAAAACCAUGUGUCUGAACCUGACAAGUAUUCAGAGGUUUCUACUGGGAAGGGAAAUUUCUUGGAGGUGCCUUCAAAGACAAAUCCUUUGCUUUUUCUUUGCAGUACAAAUGAAGAUGAAGACUAAGGGACCAUGGCAGAGCAGUGUGACCCAAUAGCAACACAGCUCAUUGCUGUAAUGAGGUGUUCCCAAGGCUAUGCUGAGCUGCAGAGAGAAGUCGAUAUUUUUCUUCUUUGUGUUGACAGUCUGGAGGACAAGACUGCUUUGAAAAGAAUGGAUGUGAAUGUAUGAUAGCCUCACAUUUUUUUUUUUAUUUUUAUUCUUUGGUUUUACAGAGUCAGGUGUGAUCUCUGCAUGAGGGAACGUGUAAUUUCAGUGAACUUAUUAAAAAAAAAAAGUUUUUGUUAAAAAAAAGUUUUUGUUAGGCUUGUUUAGUAGAAUUAUGUCCUUAAUCACAACCGAAGUCAGUUGCAGAAUCAUUAAAGAUAUCUUUAGAUGUUGGGAUUUACUUGGAGAAAUACUCCCGUUAUGUUUGUAUAUCACGUUUUCUGCUUUUUUCAUUUUGAAAUGGUUUUUAGCUAACCACUUCGAAGAUGGUUGUAAUGUUAAAAAUGUAAAUUCUUAUAAAUAAGAUUUUUCUAUUUUUGUGCAAAAAUAAAAGAAUUUUUUCAGU